UAGAUUGACUAGAUCUAAUCAUCUAAAUCUAUGAGUAGUAUGAGAUUUGAGAGUAUUCAUGACCUAUCUUAGACUAGAUCUAAUUUUCUAGACAUUCUAAUUACUCAAGUAAUGCCUAAUGGCUGUGCAGUAAUUUGAGUAAUGAUAAUCUAAAUCUAAUGAUUAGAUUAAGACUAAUGAUCUAAUCAUCAUCUAAUGAAUCUAAUGUCUAGAGUAAAGUGUGAAGUUCGAUCGCAUUAAGCCAGCUGGCAGCAAUUUUCACAUUUUGAUUUUUAUAGCACUGUAAUGGCCGUGUAACAGACUGACCUAUGAAAAAAACUGAUAGUAUCUCUGAAUUCGUCGUCCUUUUGUCUAAUAAAAUAGAUCUGAUUUAAUUUAUCACUAGGCUUAGUUAAAAUUAAAUUAUGAGGUCAAAGAGGUGUAGGGUGGGUAUCGCCAAGCGUAUAUUUCCUCGAUCGGAUUUCUCCCCUAGUUAGCUCUAUGGUGCCAAGCAAGACCUAUGUAAAAUAUACGCUUGGCUUCUGGAUUGAAAGGAGAACAUGUAUAUUACACUUCCCUUGCUUUCCAUUAAACUUAUUCAGAGUCAUAGGGAGUGUUCGAUAAGUUAUACUAUUUUAGAAAAUGCUUCAAUAUCAAACAAAAAUUUUUUUUUGAGUGUUCACGUAUUGUUAUGCAAUGUUUUGUUUAAUGUUCAAAGCAAAAAAUAAACAUAAUCAGUACAUUUUUUAGUAUCUAAAAGACAACAAAACACACAGCUAUCUAUAAAUAUAUGCUUAUUAAACAUUAUUUUGACAAAUUACCCAUUUUUUGUAUUAAUCAUUUUUAAAAAAAUAAUUACUUCCCUUUCCCCCCAAAACAAUAUUAAGUAUGCUCUCCCCUGCCAUUGCAAAAAACUAUUUAUACUAAUUUAUAGCAUUGACAAUGCCUAAAUUUUGAACUAUCACUUUGACAUGUGUAUAACAAUUAGUCUUUUCAUUUGCACAUGGUAGUUCACCUCUUGCUUGACCAGAAAAUACCUGAAAUGAAAGAAUCAGAUGAUUAAAGCAAUUUUACUAUGUGUUUGGUAUCAUUGUUAAUGAAAAAAAUUGCCUGAUGAGGUAUACACUUUAACAUAUGUAGCCCACCCCUGACAUCAGAUUUUAUUUUAACUAUGCAUGCUGAAAAUUAGCAACAUAUCUAAUUUUAUAGACCAAUGAAGGCCAAGUUUAUAGAUAUUUUCUUUUUUUUUUCUAGGUCUAGCCAAUGCGGUGCCACAAUUCAGCUUAACUUGUUUGAUGUGGCAGCUUUACUUUCGAUCUAGUCUAACUCUAGCAGAAUAGUUUAGUAGUUACUAGGGAUGAUUCAAUUGACAACUUAGACUCAAAACAAUGUCUUUAAUAAAAGAUAAAUAUUCUUUAGUGACAUUUGAGUGGAGUCCCUGUGACGUGCAGUGAUAGUCUCUUGAACAUUUCUAAUCAAAUCUUUUUAUCCUUUAAUUGAAACUAGCCGUGUAUAAUAAAAUUAAAAUGUUUAAAACAAGCUUGAAAUCCUAUGCAGAAAUGCGAGCUUGUAUCAAAUCUCUGACCAACAUGAGGGUAUCAAAUGUUCUGCCAGUUUUGUUAUGCCAGGAUUGCAAACUACAAGAUCAAGUAAUUCUGGUGAAAUCAAGACAAAUGUGUUCAAUAUCAAAUCAGAGUAAUUCUAAGUCCAAUAGAAUCAGUUCUAAAGAUUUCACACAUCAAAGUUUAAUAGGUGGAUGCAAGCAUCUUAAAAGGCAUUUCUUUAGUAGCACUAGCAGAUUAAAUCCAUCUGAAAAACCACCAGAAGGAAGCACAAACAUUGCCACAAAAGUUGUUGGCAGCCCAGCACAGCCUCAGGCUUCACCUUUAAAUCAAAGUCAGCAAAUCAUGGAUAAUUUGCCAGAGGCCGGGACUAGUGUAACUGACAAUGCUGAGACUACAUCAACAGAAGAUAGAAAGAAAAAUAAAGUUUUAUCUGUGAUUCCUCGAAUGCGAAAACCCAACCCAAUUGACUACAGUUACACAGGAAACAUCUACAUUUUACCAAGCAGAGCAAUGAUGGAGUAUCUCCUGCGACCCAGUGAUUUGACAGACCUGCCAAAAUACACCAGAAGAAGUCCUUAUGAAAGUGGGACAAGGAUAACACUCUAUCUCAGAACGGAUGUGGAGGAAGUAGCCUUAAAGAAAUGGGGAGAUUUUGAUAAACUGAAUAAAGAGAAAGCCAAACUAAGAAAUGUCCAUGAUCUCAAAUUUUAUGACAUCACUGACUUGAGGAGGUUGCUAGGAGAGAUGCAUUCAUCCAGUAACUCAGAGGAACUCACUGCUAAUACAAGUAUGGAUGGAUCCAGUCCACCAGUGGAUCAAUCAGAACCUACAUUCUGGAAAUCAGGAUCAGCAAGAGUUAUCUUAUCCGCAGUCUUUGUGAAUGGUGCAAAUACAUUGUUUAAACUGAUUGCCUGGUUGUACACUGGCUCACACAGCAUGUUUUCAGAGUUUGUUCAUUCAUGUGCUGACACUAUGAACCAGAUUAUUUUAGGCUUUGGGCUGUAUCAUUCACACAAGAAACCUGACACAGAUCAUCCUUAUGGAUAUCGCAACUUGCGUCACAUUUCAUCACUCAUUAGUGGAGUUGGAAUUUUUUUCUUUGGCACAGGACUAUCUUACUAUCACAGCUUUCAAGGCUUUAUUAAUCCAUUAGAACUAGGAAAUCUUACAUGGUGCUUAGCAACAUUGUUUGGUUCUCUGAUUUCUGAAGGGGCGUCUCUCAUUAUUGCCAUCAACCAAGUCAGGAAAAGUGCCAAAGCUUUGGAGAUUGGAUUCAAAGAUUAUUUGAUGCGAGGAAUUGACCCCAAUGUCAAUGUGGUACUUCUUGAAGACUUAGCAGCUGUUUUAGGUGUUGGCAUAGCUGGGGUGUGUAUCGGUAUCACGGCUGUGACUGGCUCUCCCUUUGCUGAUGCCAUGGGGUCAGCUCUGAUAGGAACCUUGCUGGGAUCAGUAGCUGCUUUCAUUGUCCACCAGAACACGCACCAGCUGGUGGGGAGGUCUAUCCCAGAGUCAGAGAGACAAGAAAUUAGUCAAUUGUUGGAGAGAGAUAGAAUGAUCAGAUCUUUGCAUGACAUUAAAGCCACAGAGAUGGGUGGAGUUGUCCGCUACAAGGCAGAGGUGGACUUUGAUGGUAAAGAAAUCACCAGGGCCUAUCUGUACAAGCAAGACUUGGAGCUCAUGUUGAGUGAAGCUCAAAAUCUGAAGACUGUGGAAGAACUGGAAACUUUUAUGAUGAAUCAUGGAGAGAAAAUCAUUGAUGCAUUGGGUGCUGAAGUAGAUAGGAUUGAGAAACUUUUAAAGAACAAACAUCCAGAAGUCCGACAUGUUGACCUUGAAGCACUGUAAUAACGAGGUCAUUUAUUGAUGGCAAACUGAGAGACUUGCUUAUGGUCUGCACUAUUUAAUUCUUUAAAUGUAGUCUACCUAUGAGUCAGUUACUUGCAGUGAAAAGUUACUUUGAUUUUAUUGAAUGCCAUCUUUCAUCCAUUUUUAAUUUUCAAAACUGUUUAAAUGUUUUAAUUUCUGGUCUAAACUAAAAUAAUUGUAUAUAUUCUCAGUUUUAUAACAAAAAAAAAAACACCUGAAAAUGAAAGAAAUAUGUGUAUUUAUUGUGUGACAUGCAAAGACUAGGUAUUUCUUCAUUUUUGUUUUAUAUUAUAUAUCUAACUUUGCAAUGAUAGAAAGAAUUUCCUCAUCAAAACAACUAUGAUAUGACACACAGUGUUGCUGAUUGUGUAUCUGAUUUGUAUCUUACUUUUGUUUACAAUGAUAUUAACAUAAGUUGGUGUGUACGUUAUAUCCAGGAUCAUUUCUAAUGUAGAGUUCUUGCAUGUAAAAGUUAAUUUCGACAAAAAUAAUAUCACAUAUGUACAAGCUAUAUAGUAUUAGGUGUAUGUUUUUAUGGUAAACUAUCAGCUGUAUAUCACGUUUUUAUGGGUCGUCUCUUAUGCACUAAUUCUUAAUGUCACGUAAUGAAAUCUUGAUAAGUUGUUCUCUCUUAAUUGUCAAACCCUUGAAAAAUCACUAGUUCAUUUAUUGACUGAAGUUACUAUGUACAAAUGUAUGGGUCAGACCUUCAUUCGAACAUAACUCUCUUGCAUGUACUACUAGCCAACCUGCUGCCAUUUGGACUCAUCUUUCUGUUUUGUCGUGUUCAACCCUAGUCUUUAUGCACCACAUGUAGUCAACUAGAUUUCUCUAAAUAGUUUGGUUGUCUAAAAGUGAUUAAAUUACAAACUUAGGAUCUAUUUGUUCUGUGUGUACAGGUACAGUGUCAGCUAUUGGACUGGAAGGAUCAAAUCAAAACAUUUAAGUUAUUGAAUUCAUUAUUACAAGACCUCCACCUGUAGGCUGUAUUCAUUCAAGAGUUGAAUACAUUAAUGUUCAGGAACAGUUUGGUCUCCAUCUUCUAAGUGUAGAUUUAAAGGCCUAUCAUUAGAAUAUUAAUGGUCAAGUAGAUUUAUAAAUUAGCUUAACUAGGAUUUUUUUUUCUUGAAAAGGGGGGGGGGAGGUAAAUGUUCCAUUUUUUUUUAAUCUAAAAAUUAAUUAGUUAUCAAGAGCUAAAUAAUCACUCUAUGUUAUAUAAAGGAAGUAUUGUCUUGAAAAAAAAAAAAGUAUUUAUUUUUUUUUGCUAUGUAAUUGAACCUCCUGGACACCAUCAUUAAAGCUCAAAUGUUGCCUUGUUGUGUCACCAGCGCUGCUUAUAGCUUGACUCAUUUCGAAAUGUGAUAUUUCAAGUCAGUUGAUGACCAAUUGAUUUGCUACUCCACAAUCUAAGUGUAAGAAAUGUAGAGACAUUUUAUUCAGUAGAACAAAUGUUAUGUUUUGUUAAUGUUGAGAUAAUAAUACACAUAACAACAAAUCAGAACUACACAUUUUAUUUUUGUGUCUCUUUUAUGUUCAGACAGCUGUCUCUAAUACUUCUAUGUCCUGAAUUUCUGGGGCUGUUAUUUUAUGAUAACACUAUUUUUAUUUUGUAUUUGUUACAUGUAAAUAAUUCACCAAAUAUUGUUGUUUUCAGUAAUGUAUUGAAUUGAAUGCAUGCAUCCACUUUCAAACAAUAACCUGCUUGUUAUUUUUUUUAAAGGAAACCAAAGUUUUUCUUGUAUUGUUUUUCUCAAUGGGCUAUGAAAAUUAUAAUCUGUGUGGAGUCGUCAUAUUCUAUAUACUAUAUGUCUAGUAUAGUCAGCUGAUGUGAUGUUUUCCAUAUUUACAGUGCUAGACUUAGACUUGACAUUGUAACCUAUGUAGAAGUGACUGUGAAGUUGAGUGUAUCUGAUGUGCAUAAAAUGCAGGCAAAUAUGGAGACACAAAGAUGGAUGAUCAUUUUUGUUUCCCUGCUUCAAACAUAUGCAAUGGUUUCUUCUUGUCUGACCUAAUGCUAAGCAGUUGAAGUUGAAACCACACAGCUGCUGAAUGUAUAUUUUUGGUGGGAAUUUUAGUUUGUCAGGAUGGAUGGUCUGACUCAAGCUUCAACUGAAAUUCUUCAGACUUCUAUACAACUUCACUGUAGCAAGAUUUGUUAAGGUGUAGAUUUUAAUGUUAAUACUUCUUGGUUCUCUAAACUCUGAAUAGAUUUGUGUGUGAGUAAAUAGUUUGAUUUUGUGCCUUGGCCUCCAAGUUGUAAUUGAAUUAAAAAAAAAAAUGUUUUGACCCAUGACCAUGUCUGGGGAAAAAAAUAUAUUCUAAAUUGGAAACAAAAAUAUUCCUGUGAUGUAUGUGCAUUUGUUUCUAGUUGACAUUAUUUCAGCACUUUCAUUAGUUGAAGAUGUUUAAGGAUUUGAUUGUCUUGUAAUAUACAUAGUGUGACCUUUUACAAGUUUCAGUCCAGGACAUGAUGAAGUUGUACCCACUGAAAAGUGAACUCAUGGUAAACUAAUAGCAAGCUACUUUAGUUCCAAGGUCAAUACGAGUUUGUAAUGUAUGGAAUUCACAAUUCUGUUUGUAUCUUGGCUUCUUAUUUAUUUAAAGCUGAGUAUUUUUUUUUAUUUGUUGCUUAUUGCUCAUUUGUUAUAUAUUUGGUUACAAUGGUUAUGAAUGAGAUAAAAAUGGAUUAUUGUCUCAUGUCCUGUAUUUGAGAGAAGAUUGGAAGUUCUUGUAUGAAGUUGUUGAAAUGUCAGGUCUUUGAAUGAACCUUGUCCUUGGUAUGGUGAAUGUAGAACAAGAAUUAUUCUUUCAAAGAAAUUUAGUUUGGAAACUACUCAAAUGGAAUGCUGUAAUGAACUAACUGGAAACACUUCAAAGUAUGUCACAAAGUGUUUUAUUUACUAACCCUACCACAUUCCUUUCUUUUUGUUUUUUCUUCAUUGUAAAAUGUGUCAGGUUACUGUGUAUUCCUUAUUUCAACUAGAGCAUUAUUUUCUUUAAUUCCCUGAAGUAUCACUGAGCUUGUUUGUGGUGAAAGUAGUUCUCUUGUCUGCUUAAUAUUUUUAAAAGGUCAAGGUCUGGAUGCCAAAAGUAAGGUUAUUUAUUUUUUUCAAUGAUUAUUCAUGCAAGUUUGAUACUUCUGUGACAUGUAAAGUAUGCCUGGUUCGGUGAAUACAUGUAGGUGUGAUGUUCAAUUAUUUUCUGCCUAGAAAUUCUCUUUUGUUGUUUAUUUUCAAUUCUUGUAAAGAGAACAAAACUAUUGAACUAUUAGCUAUGAACUAAUGGCUUGGUGGCUAACAUUCUCUUCACAUUGAUACCGUCAAAGAAAAGAUCUAUCCAAUGAAAAUAUCCCAAAACUUCAAAGAUUAUUCUGUGGGACUUUGGACAAAUGUGAAUUAAGAUUAAGCUCAUGCUUUGUCAUUUGUAUGGACUAGCUUUAUAAACGUGUCAUUCAUGGCUGUCGUUGGAUUGGUUGAUUGUGGGCUAAAGCAGCCAAAUUUUAAGGUUGUUGUUUUCUCAUAUUAAAAAGUAAAUAAAUCUCUUAAAGUAUA
Molecule: messenger RNA, 6961 nt
Organism: Biomphalaria glabrata
Lineage: Eukaryota; Metazoa; Mollusca; Gastropoda; Planorbidae
Product: proton-coupled zinc antiporter SLC30A9, mitochondrial-like
Exons: 19
Coding region: 1506-3389 (627 amino acids)
Biological process (GO): zinc ion transport; transmembrane transport
Cellular component (GO): membrane
Molecular function (GO): monoatomic cation transmembrane transporter activity
Source: RefSeq, a predicted model, not a curated record